AUGCGCAGGUGGCGCUGACAGAGGAAACAGCCGGGGAGUAGCUAGCUAGUCAAAUAGACUACGGUCAGAGAGAAGGAGCAAGGAAAAACAAGAGAAGACCAACAACCCGGGUUCAGCUGGGGUUUCUCGCCCUCAAAUCAAUUAUGCUCGUCUCGCCGUUGUUGCUUCAUCUCAGGUGUCCGCUUCCCGGUCGCUGAAUGGCGCUGGUUACCGUGCAGCGUUCACCGACCCCCAGCACCAGCUCCAGCCCCUGUGUUUCGGAGUCCGGUAGUGGGGAGGAUGACCGCCGCUCUCAGCCGAGGAGCAUUAGUGAAAGUUUCCUGACAGUUAAAGGAGCUGCUCUCUUCUUACCUCGAGGAAAUGGCUCCUCUCCCUCAUCUGCCUCUCGCUUCUCACAGCUGCGCAGCAAACAUGCAGGAGACAUCCAGCAGCAUCUGCAAACUAUGUUCACUCUCCUCAGACCAGAGGACAACAUCAAACUGGCGGUUCGUUUGGAGAGCGCUCACACUCCGAUCACCCGCUACAUGGUGGUGGUCUCAACCAAUGGUCGUCAGGACACGGAGGAGAGCGUGGUGCUGGGAAUGGAUUUCAGUCCUGUCGAUAGCUCAUGUUCUGUAGGGCUGGUUUUGCCCUUAUGGAGCGACACAUUGAUACAUCUGGAUGGAGAUGGGGGUUUCAGUGUGUCAACUGAUAGCAGAGUGCAUGUAUUCAAGCCGGUUUCUGUGCAGGCCAUGUGGUCGGCCCUCCAGUCACUCCAUAAAGCAUGCGAGGUGGCUCGUUGUCACAACUACUUCCCAGGCAGCUUGUUCCUCACCUGGGUCAGCUACUAUCAAAGCAGGGUCUACUCCGACCAGGCCCGCAUCAACGAGUGGAACACCAUGCAGGAUGUGCAGUCACACCGUGCCGAUUCGCCCGUGCUCUUCUCCGAUGCACCUACAGAAAGAGAGCUGACGGAGCGUCAGAUCAAAACCAGUUUGAGGGAGAUCAUGAUGCAGAAAGACCUUGAGAAUGUCACCUGCAAAGAGAUCCGAACAGAGCUGGAAAUGCACAUGACAUGCAACCUGCGAGAGUUCAAGGAGUACAUUGACAAUGAGAUGAUUGUCAUUCUGGGCCAGAUGGACAGUCCUACGGAGAUCUUUGAUCACGUCUUCUUGGGAUCUGAGUGGAAUGCAUCCAAUUUGGAGGAGUUGCAGAACAGUGGGGUUCAGUACAUCCUGAAUGUAACCAGGGAGAUUGAUAACUUCUUCCCCGGUGUGUUUGAGUACCACAACAUCCGUGUUUACGAUGAGGAGGCCACUGACCUGCUUGCUUAUUGGAAUGACACCUACAAGUUUAUAUCUAGAGCCAAGAAAGCAGGAUCUAAGUGCCUGGUGCACUGUAAAAUGGGUAUAAGUCGCUCUGCAGCCACAGUGAUUGCUUACGCCAUGAAGGAGCACGGCUGGGAUUUGAAAAAAGCCCUUGAUUACGUCAAGGAGCGUCGAGCUGUGACCAAACCUAAUCCCUCUUUUAUGAGACAGCUGGAGGAGUAUCAGGGCAUACUGCUUGCCAGCAAGCAGAGGCACAACAAACUGUGGCGUUCUCACUCUGACAGCGACCUGUCUGAGCACCAUGAGCCACUGUCUAAAUCUCAUGCCCAACCGCAUAGCCUGGGGCGCUCUGACGCCCAAUACCAGGCCAGCAGCACGUCUGAUCCCUCUGUGAAAGAACUGCUGGAUUCACUGGGAACUUCGACCACCACUGGCAAAGCAACACAUUCCACCAGCCAGCCUGAUACUGGCAUCCACUCCAAUCAACUCUGCUCUUCAUACUUUCAGGGGGUGGCAGCUCCAUCAGGUGAUGCUGAAGCUCGAAGCCUUAAGGCUCCUUCUCAUUCCGCUGAAGUCCAAAUCACCCAGUUGGACUCCCCCUGUCCCGAGCCCACAGCUGGCUCUGUGUCUCUGUUAUCUCCUCCACUCUCCAAUGGCUUAUGUGACUCUGAGGAGCAGCCCUCAUCACCUCCUCUCUUCCAGCCAAGGGCUGCCACUGUGGUGCCUGAACCUCAAAAGACAGACAUGGUGACUAUUGCACAAAGUGUUUUAGUGGGCCAGCCUCACCCGCCUCCAUCCUUUCACCACCUCCCCCCCUCCCCUGCCCCAUCCCCAACUCCAGUCUACAUGGAUGAGGUUAUCAAACCACAACUGUUGUCCUGCUCUCUGCCUGUGAUAAAACCGAUGCUAGUGUCAGUGCCUGAGCCCAUAACAACACCAAGCACACAAAAGGCUGGACCCCAAUGUCUGCCUGCAACAGUGCCUGUCAAAAAAACAGACUGUGACCAACAGAUGUGUGGCUUGUCUUUGGAUGGUUUAGCAGCACAUCCUCCCUUAACUAGUGAAUUAAUCAGCUACCCCAGUGCCAUUCCACAAGACGACGAGGUGUUGAUCGGCCACAGCGCAGAUCACAUUAACUUUUUCAGUGCCAGAGAAAAGUUCAAGGGAAUGAGUCAAGAUGAUAAAACUCACUGUGCUGCGGUGCAGCAGUCGCCCCAGCUCAAGAGUUGUGGCAAGGAACAACCACUGCCUCAGGAGGUUUCCACUAGUGAGGGGAAGGUAGAGGAGAAAAGAAAGGAAAUAACCAUCUCUGUGCAGGUCACAGGACUGAAGCCUGCAGUGCACGCAGAGCCUCAGGACCCCCAGGACCAGGAAGUGAGGAAGUUGAAGCAGGAAACGGAGGAUGGAGAUGUUUUAUCACAGAAGGAAGCUGAGAAUGUGAAAGAGGAAGUGAAAAACAAAGAGGAGGAGGAGGCAGCGCCUGCUCGUCUCUAUAGCGAUUGGACGAGGGGGUCCGUGCGGCGUGUCACACGACAGCUGGAGCAAAGAAUGAAACAAGAGCAUGAGACUGUGUCACCCUCCUCAUCUCCACCGUCCCUCUCCCGCAGCUCCUCCGGCUCUCAGCGGCGUCCGCCCAGCGUCCAUGCUGCGACAUUGUCAGAUCCACAGGAUGCUUCAAUUGGCUUGCAGGUGUCAGAAGUUAGCACUCUGCAGGAAGAGCAAGAGGAGGAUGAUGGGAAGUUUGGACCAGUUAAAAGGGAGAGUGGUGAUGUAGUUGAGAUGGGGUCACUAGGAAAUAAUACCGGAAGCACAAAAGGACACAAACUCCACUCUGCCGAUACUAGAUUGCUCUCUACCUCCUCUUCUUUCCACCGCUCUGUCCAUUCUCCCUUUGCCUCUGUGAACUUCCUGUGUUUGGAGGGUGUGACUGAGUUGGAGACGAGCACAGACUGGGACUACUCCACAGAGGGACCUCAUGGUGACGUUAUCAUGAGGGAGACGUGGGAGACAUUGUGCGAGCUGGGUGCCUUCCUGCAGCAGGUGAGCAUGGAUGGAGCCUGCAAGGCCAGAUGUGUGGACCAGGUUUUUGGCCUCAGUGCUGGAACCACUCGGAAGCGAGGAAGCGCUGGCUUGAAGAGGGUCAAAGAGGUGGAAGCAAGGAUUCGCCAGGCUGGACUGACCCCUCCAUCCCUGAUGAAGCGCUCAGCCUCUCUAGCCAAACUAGGCUGUCUGGAGCUGCUAGCCAAUGACCUUAGUGAGUGGGAGCUCAGCCGCUCCUCUGUAGCUCCGUCCUCGGCAGAACCUCCGAUCCACACAGCUAGCGAUGAGUCCAAGAAACAGCGCGUCCACAACUCUCCUUCCUCAGCCGGCCAGCAGCUAGAAGUCCUCGGGACAGAUGCGGAGAGGCUUUCUGACGCUGAAGAAACCUCACCAGGAGUCUCUCCACCAUCCAGUCCGCAGAGAGGACAACUCCCUAACUCUGACCAAGAAUCUCUGCAUUUACCUGGGCUGACAUUUACGGCAACAAAGCAGCAAUAUGGAAGGACUCACCCCCUGAGGCGGCUUAAGAAACGGACUGCUAGUACCCUCUACCACACCAUGUAACCCUCAUCAAGUGUGUCUGUAUGUGUGUAAGAGAGAGAGAGGGAUCAUGCACACGUGUGAGAAAUGUAAAUCAAGUGCAUAAUGUUGGAUUUAUUCAGCAAAAUAGACCAAUGCCUCUUGCCUUAAGGAUAUGUUAAGAAGUUUCUGUACAUUUUUUUCCUCUGUGAAAUCCGAGAUAUGAGAUACUUUUCUCAGUGCAAGAACAGUGACAAGGCUAUGAAGGGUCCGGUCAAUUGAAAUUAAAACUAGGAAUCAAAUUUGAAGUGCUGUGUAGUAUAUAAACUAUUUUAGGAGAAGUCAUUCAAAAAGCAGCAAAAACAAUCAUUCAAAUGAAUAACUUGUUUCAAAUGUUAAUAUGCCAGAGCAUGCACAUAUUCUCUCUUUACAUCAUUGCUGGUUCCACCAUCAUGAACUUGAUGAUUUACUUGAUCGUUGUUGGUUCAUUCAAUACUCUUGACCUGAUGUUAGGUGGAAGAUAGCCUCUGUUUUCCUUUUCUCAUGCUUUCAUGUCUCUUCAUCAAUAUUUGCUAGUUGUGCUGGGUAGCUGCCUUGAAAAUGAUACAGCUGGUGCAAUCUGACAAGUAAUUUAAUCUGACCAACAUCAGUUCAACAUCCAUACUUCUCAAACCUGCAGAUGUGGUUCAAAAUGGUCAUGUAAAGAUUAGUCUAUAUCCUUUGCGUUCCACUUCUGGGAUUGCUCCGGUGCUGCAGGAAAUUCCACUGGAUUCCAUUUCCUUCGGCUUUCUUUGCGUUAGAAUUUUAAAUUCGGUGGAUUUAUGAGGACUAUUGUUGACUGCUUCUCAGAUCUCUGCAUGGUAAAUUGAGACGGCUAACUAGACUAUCUGUCCAAUCUGAGUUUUCUCUCGCACGACUAUUUUGCAGCGGCUCUGUGCGGAGUUUAGCACCGCCCAUGACGAUUCUGAUUGGUUUAAAGAAAUGCCAUUAAACCAGAGCACGUUUUCCUCCCAUCCCCGAUUUGCUGUGUGGAGUAGCCAGAACCUCCUUUAGCGCGCUUUGGACGAGGGUCUGGCAAAGCGAGACUAUGUAAAGAUAAACUUAGUACAUAGUACUGACAAUACCAAUCAUGUCAUUUCUGCUGUCUGGAGACUGCUUUUAAACAUGGAUUGUGCUAACAGCAGCGCAUCUAAAGACAAAGAGCUCAGGUCGAACCACAGACACAACAGAUUAGUGUUUUCUCCCAAAGAGAGGUGUAUCCAGAGCUGGUGACCGGAACAUCAACUGAAAAUGGCUGCAUAGUUUUUUUUUUAUGUUUGUUUUGACUACACAAUACCUCAGUAAGUCUGAACCACAUCUGACCUGCACAAACUUCAGGCUCUGGAUUCCUGGAAUGUCUCCGUUGGUCAAAAACAAUUUCAACUUCUCUACUCGAUGAACUGAAAUAAACUCGUCUUUCAUGUCCUCUCACAGUUCUGAUGCCACUCAAACUAGACAUUUGAUGUAUGUAUUGCUGUGUGGGAGAAAAGGUAGGUUAGGGGAUUGGGAGUUAAAGGCAGAGUGUAUAUUUGUGAGUUUUCUGCUAUGUUCUCUUUGGGAUGUAAAGGUCUAUAUUGUGCGUGUUGACAUUUUAGGAACUGUAUAUGUUUUUAUAUCUGGUUUGUGUCUGUGUGCGAGUGUGACUGUAGCACAACUUCACCAUGUGGGUAUGUACUUUUCGUUUUUUUAAUAAUCUCUUUUGUACACAUUUUAGGAGUGUGCCUGUGACUGGCAAGUGAAGCUGCUCUGCAGUCUAUCAGAAAUUUCUGUACAGGGAGGUCUGUCAUACAUGCACUUUACUCCCUUUUUAAUUUUAAUGUGGCUUUUUUUUAAUGUAUGGUUGCUACUUUUGGGGAGCAUGCUUAGUAGCAGCUGUUGGGUAUGCUGAUGUAUUGUCAAAAACUGGUUUUCCUUUGGGGUUUUUUUAUUUUAAACUAUCAGUGUAAAUAUUCUUUUAUAUAAUGUGCUUCAACUGUGACCAUUAAACAAUGGAAAUCAUUGAGUCUGUUUUGCUGUGAGUCUGUGUACAGUAAUGUAAAGGUCAUGACAUAACUGAUGGAUUAAACAAACGAUGCGUU
Molecule: messenger RNA, 5983 nt
Organism: Sander lucioperca (pikeperch)
Lineage: Eukaryota; Metazoa; Chordata; Actinopteri; Perciformes; Percidae
Gene: ssh2b
Product: slingshot protein phosphatase 2b
Exons: 15
Coding region: 198-3911 (1237 amino acids)
Biological process (GO): actin cytoskeleton organization; negative regulation of actin filament polymerization; protein dephosphorylation
Cellular component (GO): cytoplasm
Molecular function (GO): actin binding; protein tyrosine/serine/threonine phosphatase activity
Source: RefSeq, a predicted model, not a curated record